ACGAAGCAGCUGUAGCAUGGUCUUUUAUUUUAUGUUGUUAAAGUGAAAAUUUCAGAGUUUUGGCAAUGGAGGCGUUAGGACAACUGUGGACAAAGUGGGCCUCUCCUUGCCUUUAUAUCUCUCCAUCUCUUUUGAUUUGCCCUGUAAAUUCUAAAUCUAAACAAAUCUGAAUUUUGCGUCUUUUUCUUCUUACGUUCCUAAAUCACUGUCUCAUUCCACAAGAAAAUCCAGAAAAAGAGGGAAAAUUUUCAGCAGUAGUUAGUGAGAGUGACGAGUUUCUUUCUCUGAUGGAUACCCCAGAAAAGACCCUGACCAGCUCUUCGCUCUCUAAGUUUGAGGAUUCUCCGGUUUUUAACUAUAUCAACAGCCUUUCCCCCAUCAAGCCAGUCAAAUCUGUGCACGUUACGCAGACAUUCAACCCCCUCAGUUUUGCAUCACUGCCCUCUAUUUUCACUUCACCCCAUGUCAGCUCUCACAAGGAGUCUAGAUUCCUGAAAUGCUCUACAGAUCCAUCGAAACCCGAGUUGUCUUCUGCAGAUGGGACUAAGGUUAGUACAAAUGAGGAGGCGGGUGUGAAUGUACAAGAGAUUUUUGAUCCAGGAGUUUCUCUUGGUGAGGUUUCUUUCCAGUUGCCUAAUCAACAGUCGAGGAUUGCAAUUGAGCUGCCACAAACCUUAAAGUAUGAUUGUGGUAGCCCCAACUGUGAUCCAACACCUUGUGUUAUCGAGACUAAUUGUGUCUCUGAAUCGACGUGCACAUCUCUCGCAAUUGUUCCAUUCGUUCAAGAUGCCUCUCAAAAAGGUUUUUCUGAUGGAGUGGAAGUAGCAGCCACUUUCCAGAUCGAGCAAAAAAGGGAAACUACUGGAAGUGAGUGGGAAUGUUUGAUUUCCGAUACGCCCGACCUAUUGAUUUUUAAUUCCCCGAAUGGUUCUGAGGCGUUUAGGGGUGUAAUUCAGAAAUCGUUGGAACCUGGCACUAGAUGUGGUCCUACUCUUAUUUCUCAGUUCCCACAAGAUGAUAUCAACGAGUAUAAAGAUCAAAACGAAGGAACUGGUGAGCUCGACGAAAUAAACCAUGUGAAUGAAAUUUUUAAGGAUAAUAAUGUGACAAACUUCGUGCCCGGCAGUCUGACCGAUUAUAUUGAUACUCGGAUGUCUGCCCCAUAUUCUAUGAAGCCUAGUUCUAUUUUGCAUCAUGGAUUCAGACGGCGCUGUUUAGAUUUCGAGAUGCUGGCAUCUCGGAAGAAGAGCUUAGACGGCAGUUCAAAUACAAACUCUUCUGUAGAAAACAAAUCGGAGCCUGGCGGUGAUUCCUCAAGGUGCAUUGUACCUGGAAUUGGUUUGCACCUAAAUGCCCUAGCAAUAGCCUCAAGGGAUAACACGAAUACGAAGUUCGAAACUUUAUUGUCUGGGACACAAAAGCCAAUUCUCCCUUGCUCCACUACAUCCAAUUCACCCACAGCAGGUCAAGAAACUGCUCAUGAAUCAUUGUUGGCUUCUGGCUCGACUGAAAGAGAAACCGACGAUGUCAAAAAUGGGGUUCAACUUGCAGAAGAUGCCUCUCAGGCAUCUACUAAUUUUGUUAAUGAAGAGUUCAAUCAAAAUAGUCCGAAGAAAAAGAGACGGAGAUUCGAACGAGCCGGAGAGAGUGAGGCCUGUAAACGAUGCAACUGCAAGAAAUCAAAGUGUCUGAAACUCUACUGUGAAUGCUUUGCUGCUGGUGUAUACUGCAUCGAGCCAUGUUCAUGUCAAGACUGCUUUAAUAAGCCUAUCCAUGAAGAUACUGUACUUGCAACUCGCAAGCAGAUCGAAUCUCGAAACCCACUUGCAUUUGCUCCCAAAGUGAUCAGGACCUCUGAUCCGAUACCUGAAGUUGGGGAUGACUCGAUAACAACUCCGGCUUCAGCUCGACAUAAACGAGGAUGCAACUGCAAAAAAUCAAAUUGCCUGAAGAAAUAUUGUGAAUGCUUUCAGGGCGGCGUCGGAUGUUCCAUCAACUGCAGAUGUGAAGGCUGUAAGAAUGCAUUUGGUCUGAAGAAUGGAUCCCCCAUCGUGGAAGCCGGAGGAGAGCCUGAAGGAGAAGAAACAGAUCCUUCUGACAUGAAUGCAACGAACACGAAUUUCGAAAAAACCGACAUCUUGAAUACUGAGGAGCAAAAUCCAGCUGCUCUCCCAACUACUCCUGUACAACUUUGCAGACCUUUGGUUCAACUGCCAUUUUCAUCGAAGAGCAAGCCGCCACGAUCGUUUAUCACCAUCGGAUCGUCGUCCGGACUGUAUACUGGGAAUAAAUAUGGAAAGCCUAAUAUUAUCCGACCACAAAGGAUAAUUGAAAAGCGUUUCCAAGAUGAAACCCCGGAGAUUCUACGAGGGAAUUUUUCUCCCGAAAACGGCAUUAAAACUUUGUCGCCCAACAGUAAGAGGAUCUCUCCUCCUCAAUGUGAGUUUGGCUCAACACCCGGUGGUGCUCGGAGUGGCCGGAAGUUGAUAUUGCAGUCAAUACCAUCAUUUCCUUCUCUUACUCCUAAGCAUUAAGUUGAGCUUCAAGGAAAUAAAUUUUGAUUUAACUCGAA
Messenger RNA from Hibiscus syriacus, 2572 nucleotides. Its product is annotated as protein tesmin/TSO1-like CXC 2. Bases 288 to 2534 code for a protein of 748 amino acids. The transcript is spliced from 10 exons. Lineage: Eukaryota; Viridiplantae; Streptophyta; Magnoliopsida; Malvales; Malvaceae. Gene Ontology annotation, molecular function: DNA-binding transcription factor activity. The record is from RefSeq and is a predicted model, not a curated record.